This is a messenger RNA of Diatraea saccharalis (sugarcane borer), 474 nucleotides long. NCBI's taxonomy places the organism in Eukaryota, Metazoa, Arthropoda, Insecta, Lepidoptera, Crambidae. The record is from the annotation of a GenBank genome assembly.
AUGCAACAAUUGGAGAUAUUAGAUAGUCGACGGGUAGAGGUAGACGAUCUCAAUGAAAUCAUUCGAGUUUUCCCAACUACUAGACAGGUCGAUGAAGAUAAUCAAAAGAUGACAACUAUAUUGGCAAAAACUACUAGGUUGUAUAAAUUACAUGCAGUUGAUAUAUCAGUAGAAUCAAAAACAUAUGGUCAAAAACUGAAAGAUGUAUAUGUUUCUAAUGAUCCUAACAAAACUGGAGGAAUCGUUAAAUAUUUAACAAUCGGCAUAGGAUCACGAGUUAUGUUACGAAGAAAUUUUAAUGUUACCCAUGGUCUUGUUAACGGGGCAAUGGGUGUUAUAAGGGCAAUUGAGUGGCCAGCUCUUCGGAGGGACCAAUUGGAACCCGGAGAAUUGCCACAGGCUGUUUAUAUAGAAUUAGACGACAAAGCAAUUAAAAACAAUGUUCCUGGAGUAGGAGUCAGAAUCGAACCAUAG